GGGAUGCUGGUGUUGGCGAAGCCGGGGCGGCGAGGGCCGUGAUGAAGCGAAGAUGGCCGCUCGGGGACGCAGAGCGCAGCGGAGCGGAGCAAUCACAAAGAAAAGACAAAUAAAAACUACCGAAUAAUGAAAAGAAAAAGGAAGAAACCCACACCGCACACCGCCAAACGUUAUCUCAUAUAAAAGAUAUCGAAUUGCAUCUACGGAACUGCGUGGCUUCGGGGUGAACCCAGAAACGGAAGCGUUGUUUUUGUUUUUGUUUAUGUUUUUUUUUUUUUUUUUUUUUAUAAUAAUGAAAUUUACUCACCAUUUCUGAGAGAGAUCUACAAGUGAAGACUUUGGAAUAAUAUAUCCAUACAAUUAUAAAAGAACUGGACUGUUCACGUGUUGUUCGGUUGACAGAGAUUACCGGGCCGGGACGCUGAGAGACUCGGGGCACAGCCGAGCAAAUAAUCAUCUUAAUCGUUAUAAUUAAAGAAACCUGCGUCGGUUCUGUUCAAAGAAACAGAAAACCCGCCUGUCUGUGGAAAUAUUACUACAGCAUUUUACAAACUCUUAUUAUUAUUAUUUUCAUAAUUCACGUCCCGUCUGUCAACAACAGAGAGGCAUUCAAAAGGAGCUCGGAUUGAUCGGAGAUUGUCACGAUGGAGUCGGACGAGUUCGUGCCGCCUCCGGAGUGUCCCGUCUUCGAACCCACCCGGGAGGAGUUCGCAGACCCCCUGGGGUACAUCGCCAAAAUCCGCCCCAUCGCAGAGAAAUCCGGAAUCUGCAAGAUCAGGCCACCGGCGGACUGGCAGCCCCCCUUUGCAGUGGAUGUGGAUAACUUCAGGUUCACUCCCCGAAUUCAGAGACUCAAUGAGCUGGAGGCUGAGACUCGUGUGAAGCUGAACUAUCUGGAUCGCAUCGCAAAGUUCUGGGAGAUUCAGGGGUCCUCUCUGAAGAUCCCCAAUAUUGAGAGACGCAUACUGGACCUCUACAGCCUGGGCAAGAUAGUGAUGGAGGAGGGAGGCUACGAGACUGUCUGUAAGGAGCGACGCUGGGUGCGAGUGGCUCAGAGAUUGGGGUACCCCCCCGGCAAGAACAUCGGCUCCCUGCUGCGCUCGCACUACGAGAGGAUCGUGUAUCCCUUCGAGAUGUUCCAGUCGGGGGGCAACCUCACGCAGUUAAAGUCCCGGCAGCUGUAUGACAGUGAAGACAAGGAUAAGGAGUACAAACCCCACAGCAUCCCCCUGCGGCAAUCUGUACCCCCAUCCAAAAUCAUCAACCUGGGGCGCCGGGCCAACCGGCUGCAGCCUGACCCCGAGCCCACAGAGGAGGACAUUGAGAAGAAUCCUGAGCUGAAGAAGCUGCAGAUCUACGGAGCCGGGCCCAAGAUGAUGGGUCUGGGACUGGUGCCCCGAGACAAGGCCCUGAGGAAGAAAGAUGAGCUCCCCCAGACUGUGGUGGUGAAGGACAGUGUGGGGGUGAAGGAGGAGCCCCUCUCCCCUCCCCCGGGGCCCGACGAGGACGUCAAGCCCUCGGGGGACUCCUUGCAGCCCGACGUGAAGCCAGAGAGCCCCAGCCAGGAGGAGCCCUGCACCAAGAUGACCAUGCGACUGCGACGCAACCAGACCAACACACAGAUCGUGGACUCCUUCGUGUGUCGGAUGUGCUCUCGCGGGGAUGAGGAUGACAAGCUGCUUCUGUGUGACGGCUGUGACGACAACUACCACACCUUCUGCCUCCUGCCCCCUCUCUCCGAGACCCCCAAGGGGGACUGGCGCUGCCCCAAGUGUGUGGCUGAGGAGUGCACCCGCCCCGCGGAGGCGUUUGGGUUUGAGCAGGCGACUCGGGAGUACACGCUGCAGAGCUUUGGGGAGAUGGCCGAUGCCUUCAAGGCGGAUUACUUCAACAUGCCUGUCCACAUGGUCCCCACAGAGCUGGUGGAGAAGGAGUUCUGGCGGCUGGUCAGCAGCAUCGAGGAGGACGUGACGGUGGAGUACGGAGCUGACAUCCACUCCAAGGACUUCGGAAGCGGAUUCCCAAUGAACAACGGGAAGAGGAAGCUGGCACCGGAGGAGGAGGAGUACGCCCGCAGCGGGUGGAACCUGAACGUCAUGCCCGUGCUGGAUCAGUCUGUGCUCUGCCACAUCAACGCUGACAUCUCGGGUAUGAAGGUGCCCUGGCUGUACGUGGGCAUGGUCUUCUCAACCUUCUGCUGGCACAUCGAGGACCACUGGAGCUACUCCAUCAACUACCUGCACUGGGGGGAGCCCAAGACCUGGUAUGGGGUCCCCUCAUCAUCAGCAGAGCGUCUAGAGGAGGUGAUGAAGAAGCUGACCCCCGAAUUGUUUGAGAGCCAGCCAGACCUGCUGCACCAGCUCGUCACCAUUAUGAACCCUAACAUCCUGAUGGGGUAUGGGGUGCCGGUGGUGCGUACCAAUCAGUGUGCAGGGGAGUUUGUGAUCACCUUCCCCAGGGCUUACCACAGCGGCUUCAACCAAGGGUACAACUUUGCAGAGGCAGUGAACUUCGCUGCCGCAGACUGGCUCCCUGCAGGACGUCGCUGCAUUGAGCAUUAUCGCCGGCUGCGUCGGUACUGUGUGUUCUCUCACGAGGAGCUCACCUGCAAGAUGGCGGCCUGCCCGGAGAGACUGGACCUCAACCUGGCUGCCGCGGUGCACAAGGAGAUGUUCAUCAUGGUGCAGGAAGAGAGGAAGCUGAGGAAGGCGCUGCUGGACAAGGGUAUCACGGAGGCGGAGCGCGAGGCGUUUGAGUUGCUCCCGGAUGACGAGCGGGUUUGUGACAAAUGCAAGACCACCUGCUUCCUGUCAGCGCUCGCCUGCUACAGCUGCCCCGACCGGCUGGUGUGCCUUAAUCACAUGGACGAGCUGUGCGCCUGUCCCCCAGAGAGACACUACCUCAGGUAUCGCUACACCCUGGAUGAGCUGCCCACCAUGCUGCACAAGCUGAAGCUGAGAGCAGAGUCCUACGAUAUCUGGGCAGGCAAGGUGAAGCAGGCCCUGGACAUGGAGGACGGGAGGAAGAGAGCAGUGGAAGAGCUGAGAGCCCUGUGCUCUGAAGCUGCUGAUAAGAAGUUUCCUGACAAUGAGCUGCUGUACCGGCUGCGUGGCACGAUCUCCGAGGCAGAGCGCUGGGUGAGCGAGAGCGCCGUCCUGCUGGGGAAGACACGCAGACACACCGGCCUGCCUAAGAUGACGGUAGCUGAGUUGAAGACGUUCCUGGAUCAGAUGCAGACGCUGCCCUGUAUCCUGUCCCAGAUCCCCGAGGUGCAGGCCGUGCUUUCGGCAGUGGAGCUGUACCAGGGCAGUGCUCAAGCUCUCCUGCAGGGGGCGGCGCUCUCCCCUGCGGCCCCCUCUCAGAUCCAGGCCCUGCUGGAGCAGGGGGCUUCCCUGCCUGUGGAGGCCCCCGAAGUGGAGCAGCUGAGGGGGCUGCUGGAGCAGGGGCGUUGGCUGGCGGAGGUGAAGCGGGCCCUGGCCUCGGCGGGGUCGCAGGUCACCUUGGAGGUCAUGAGGUCGCUGAUGGAGGCGGGGUGCAGCGUGCCACAGAGCGCUGCCGUGGAGAAUGCCAUGGCCGAGCUGCAGGAGCUGCUGACCAUUGCAGAGAGCUGGGAGGAGAAGGCUGGUAUCUGCCUGGAGGCCAGGCAGAAGCACCCCCCCGCCACCAUGGAGGCCAUCAUUAAGGAGGCUCAGAACAUCCCAGUGCAGCUGCCCAAAAUCCUGGCACUCAGCGAGGCCCUGAGCAAGGCACGGGCGUGGACCGCCGACCUGGAGGAGAUACAGAAUGGAGAGCACUUCCCCUGCCUGGAUGAUCUGGAGGGGCUGGUUGCGAUCGGCAGGGACCUGCCUGUGCGCAUGGAGGAGCUGCGGCACCUGGAACUGCAGGUGGUGACCGCUCACUCCUGGAGAGAGAAGGCAAGCAAGACCUUCCUGAAGAGGAACUCCUGCUACAGCCUGCUGGAGGUGCUGUGCCCUUGUGCUGAUGCCAGCUCAGACAGUGUGAAGCGUUCCAAGUGGAGGAGGCGGGUGCGGGAGAGGGAUUGCUCCCUCCUGUAUAAAUCCGACAUCGACAGCCUGGGUCUAUCAGCUCAGGAUCUCCGGGAUCCCGGCUCCAUCGUCUCUGCGUUCAAACAAGGCGAGCAGAAAGAGAAGGAAGGAAUCCGGCGACUGCAGAAGAUCAACCUAUCGAAGACCUGCCCUAGUGGACGGGUCUCCGAGGGAGAGGGGAGUGGAGACGCCCCCACCACCACCCCCCCCUCUUCUGCCCCCGGGGGGAGACGUGUGGGGGGGACACCCCUGUGGGGCCCCCCCCUACAUGGGGCGCGGCCCCCCAUGCUCCGCUGCCAGCUCUGCAGAGACUUAUUCCACAGCGGUUGCGUUUCUUUUCCCAAACUCCUCCCCCAGACCUCCCCCAGCCCCGCCGCCUCCUCUCCUCCCAGUCCGGUGCUGUGCUGGUGGGACUGGGAUUCCAGGUUCCUGUGCCCGCUCUGCCAGCGCGGUCGGCGCCCCAGACUGGAGACCAUCCUGGCCCUGCUGGUGGCCCUGCAGCGGGUUCCUGUGCGCCUGCCGGAGGGAGAGGCUCUUCAGUGCCUCACCGAGAGGGCCAUCAACUGGCAGAGCCGCGCCGCGGCCGCGCUGGCUUCCCCCGAGCUCCAGGGGGCACUGGAGAAGCUGGCGCAGCUGCAGGACAGGCUGGCUGGGCGGGAGGAAGGCCUGUCAAGUGGUACUGGGAGUGCUGGGAAGGGACACGGUGAAGACAGGACAGAGAGAGAAGAGGGGCACAGCCAGGAGGACAGCAGGGAUGGGAUGAAAAGGGAGGACGAGAACACGAGUGCAGACACAAAGUCCUCUCAAGAGAACGGACACUCAAGGACGGAAAACUACAGCUCUGGUGUGACAGAUAUUGAGCAGCUGCACGCCCUGUUGCCCCUCCUUGAAGGCCCAGUGAUCGAGCUUUCCCCCCAGGCUCGUGAGGAGCUGGAGGAGCUGCAGAUGGAAGGGGAUCUCCUGGAAGUGUCAUUGGAUCAGAGCCAGUCCAUCUGGAGAGUCCUGCAGGCAGCGCAGAAACCCCCCCUGGACACGCUGGCCACCAUCAUCGAGGCCGAGAGGAUGGAGAGUCGGUCCGGGGGGAGGGCUCGAGCGAAGGACUCGGACAAGAGGAGGAAGAGGAAAUGUGGAGGAAGAGGGGAGGGGCUCCUGAGCGUCUCGAGGGACAGGUUUGAGACGAAGAAAACUAAAGGGGAGGCGGCACAGCCUCUGCACAGCAGCAAUGGAGUGGGGAUCUUGUGAUGGAGUCUGUCCUGCUACUGCAAUUGUGUUCUACUUCAUUACUGUUUUAGAUUUAAAUUUUUGGGGGUUUUUUAAAAAAAAAGUUUUGGUCACUAAAAAAAAAAAACAAAAAAAAAAAAAAAAACUCAACAAACUGAAGCUAGAGAGACUGACCCUACAGCCCCUCGGGAGAGGAGGAUCGGGGGAGGGGUGGAGAGGGUCAGAAUUGGACAGCUAUACCCAGCCCGGUCCCCCGCUCUUGAUGCAGUUCAGGGGGUGCAAGACUGCUGAAGCUGCAGUACAGGAAAAUAUAACCGCAGCAGCUCUGCUCUGGACCGCGUGGCCCUGGCUCUCUCAGAGCGGUCCUCAAGCGCUGCUGGGGAUGUUGUUACACGCACGCUGUGUCCUCAUUAACACAGUUUCUUUUUGUUUAUUUGUUU
Messenger RNA from Polyodon spathula (Mississippi paddlefish), 5707 nucleotides. RefSeq names its product lysine-specific demethylase 5C-like. Gene Ontology annotation, cellular component: nucleus. Gene Ontology annotation, biological process: chromatin remodeling. The record is from RefSeq and is a predicted model, not a curated record. NCBI's taxonomy places the organism in Eukaryota, Metazoa, Chordata, Actinopteri, Acipenseriformes, Polyodontidae. Gene Ontology annotation, molecular function: DNA binding; histone demethylase activity.